AUGCCUUUUCCCCCCUCUCACUCAUCCACCAUGCGGACGGCCGACGAUAUACUGGAGGUCGAAAAGCAGCGCAUCCAGGUCAUGACGCUCCUAGACGGGGUCAAGGCAGGGGUCGAAGUUCCUAUCCACAUGAGUACGCGUGCGCUUGUGGACGAGUGGGUGCGCCAGUACAUCGAGGGCUCGACUGUUGCUCAACAGACCGAACUGAUGAGGUGGGCACAGAAAAUCUACCGUCACCUCAACGACAUAUGCCAGACUGCGCCGGACAUCACCCACGCCGUCAUGGUGCACCGGGUCCUCGUGUUCGGCGUCGCGCAGAUCGCGAGCAAGUCUAUCCAAGACAGACUCGACCUGCUCUGGGCCGAGGAGAACGCCGCUCAUUGUGCCGCUAUCGAACCGGCCGUUCAAGAGCUGCGCACCUUCCUGUCCAUCGAGACGCCUGGGCUUGGAACGCGUACCGGUGUGACCAUCGACCCCGCCAUUUUUGCGGAUAUCACCAUGGACGCACCCGACGAGUGGUGCAAAUUUCUCGCCUUAUUCUACUCUUCUGGCGCUGAUGAGGCGCUUGGAAUGAACAACGAGAAAAGCGUCGGCACCACGGGCGGCCAUCUUUCCGGAGUUCACACGAAUUUCCAGGAAGAUGUAGAGAUGGCCGAGUAG
Molecule: messenger RNA, 660 nt
Organism: Cutaneotrichosporon oleaginosum
Lineage: Eukaryota; Fungi; Basidiomycota; Tremellomycetes; Trichosporonales; Trichosporonaceae
Source: RefSeq, a predicted model, not a curated record